GGGCUGUGCCCGAGUCUCCGCCCUCUGGCCGCCGCAGGUUGGUGGCGGUGGGAGGGCCGCCGCGGGCGCGGGGAGGGGGCGCGUGGCGCCCAGGCUCGGCGGAGCCCGGAAUCCCGGAGCACGAGAGCCGGGCCUGCAACCCGAGUGCCGCCGCCAUGGCUUCGCAGCAGCUGUUCCGCGCUCUGGUGUCGGCGCAGUGGGUGGCGGAGGCGCUGCGGGCCCCGCGCCCCGGGCCGCCCCUGCAGCUGCUCGACGCCUCCUGGUACCUGCCCAAGCUGGGCCGCGACGCGCGCCACGAGUUCGAGGAGCGCCACAUCCCCGGCGCCGCCUUCUUCGACAUCGACCAGUGCAGCGACCGCUCGUCGCCCUACGACCACAUGCUGCCCGGCGCCGCGCACUUCGCCGAGUACGUGGGCAGCCUGGGCGUGGGCGCGGCCACCCACGUCGUGGUCUACGACGCCAGCGACCAGGGCCUCUACGCGGCUCCGCGCGUCUGGUGGAUGUUCCGCGCCUUUGGCCACCGCACCGUGUCGCUACUCGACGGCGGCCUCCGCCACUGGCAGCGCCAGGGCCUCCCGCUCAGCUCGGGCAAAAGCCGCCCGGCGCCCGCCAAGUUCCACGCCGCACUCGACCCUGCCUUCGUCAAGACGUACGAGGACAUCAAGGAGAACAUCGAGUCCCGGCGCUUCCAGGUGGUGGACGCCCGCUCCGCCGGCCGGUUCCGGGGCACCGAGCCCGAGCCCCGAGACGGCAUCGAACCCGGCCACAUCCCGGGCACUGUGAACAUCCCCUUCACAGACUUCCAGACCCAGGAGGGCCUGGAGAAGAGCCCAGAAGAGAUCCGCCACAUUUUCCAGGAGAAGAAGGUGGACCUGGCCCGGCCACUGGUGGCCACAUGUGGCUCCGGUGUCACAGCCUGCCACGUGGUGCUGGGGGCCUACCUCUGCGGCAAGCCCGACGUGGCCGUGUACGACGGCUCCUGGGUGGAGUGGUACAUGCGUGCCCAGCCCGAGGAAGUCAUCUCUGAAGGCCGGGGGAAGACCCUCUGAGGCCGUGGGACACAGGCAAGGCCGGGCCAUGCCUGGUUGUUCUGGCUCUGCUUUCACCGUGACAGUUUCUUCGCCCAACUCAGGUGGCUCAUGGGGUGACAUCUCAGAGGCCAGGAAUUCUGCCGACUGGUCAGCUCCCAGUGGAGGGGGAGCUAGGGAACAUUCGUGGGAGCAGAGAAGGUGGUGGGUGAGCACAGGAGGAGGGAGACCCCACAUGGUGCUGAGCUGGGGCCUGGCCCCCUUCUAUUUUACUGUUGAGGAAAUAAACCAGCCAAGUGCUAAAUCCUUGUCA
Choloepus didactylus (southern two-toed sloth) is the source of this 1341-nucleotide messenger RNA. It is a transcript of the gene MPST, whose product is annotated as mercaptopyruvate sulfurtransferase. The transcript is spliced from 3 exons. Gene Ontology annotation, biological process: transsulfuration. Lineage: Eukaryota; Metazoa; Chordata; Mammalia; Pilosa; Megalonychidae. Gene Ontology annotation, cellular component: mitochondrion. The coding region runs from base 156 to 1049 and encodes 297 amino acids. The record is from RefSeq and is a predicted model, not a curated record. Gene Ontology annotation, molecular function: thiosulfate-cyanide sulfurtransferase activity.